CGGAAAGGAUACGCGAUGAGGCAUCUGCUAGCUUACGCGUUGAUUACGGGUCUGUUUUACUUUUCCGAAGGCAAACCAUGUCCUGAAAAAACCCGACCCCACAAAACCCGUUGCGACGCCUUCUACAAGUGUCGGGAACUGCCUUCAAACUCCCAUGUUUGGAUUCCGGUGAAAUGCAACGAGGGAUUGGUAUACGAGUCCAGUUUGGGUAGCUGCGUUCUCCCUGGCGAGGACUGGGAGUGCAUCACUCCUAGUGAGAUGAGCUCGACACAAUCGCCUAGUAAAAAAGAUGCGGACAUAUUGAUAGUCAACGACAUGGAUGAGGCGGGAUUGCGGUUAAGUGAAUCCAAUCCCUUUGACGAUGGAUCCGUUAAAAUUGUAUUGGAUUCUACAAUGAGCAGUGAGGAGACUGAGGAGGCGGCUAAGAACAAUCCGCAUUCGGAGGAGGACAUCUCCUCGGCACACAAUUUCGACUCCAGCGGCGAUGGCGAACUAGUGGAACUGGAUUCCCCUCCUGACUUGAAACCUGAGAAUCGAGAGGAGGUAACGGCCAGUAGUAUGGAGCACAAAACAGAGGUUGAAAAACUUAAAACAGAACUCAAACAAGUGGCUGGUAUCAGUGAAAUAGCUAAGCCAGGAUCACCUAUCGACCCCAACUUAACUGCCCAUCUGCAGAGAUUAUCCCAACUGAUUGAUGGGCUGCAGCAGACCUACCAGAAAACAGAUAAACCUCAGGCGGAAAUGCGUCCAGAUCAGUUGAACGCCUUCUUGGCUCACUUUGACAUCAAAAAUCGCUAUGAGAUGAUGAAUCCCAUGGAUCAAACUACUACAACUACUACCAGUACUACCACAGAAGCACCUAAAACUACACCAAAGCUACCUGUACCCAAUUCCAAUAAAACACGCCUGCAGGAGCAUUUAAGCCACCAUCGUAUGGAACCAGAAACAAAACUAAUGCUGACCAAUUCCCUGCCUUAUUCCUCGCAUGGUACUACUGGUCAGGGUUAUGCCAACUCCCAGAUAGUUGUUAAUCGUCCAGAGGGUUCUGUGAUGUUUGCCCUACCUUCCGGUUACGGAAUGAGUCAGGAACAGAGUCCUUUUUCUAGCCAUCAUCCUGUUCAAAGUCACGAGUAUAGCGAUCAUGAGCCCAAGAUAUCGGAGGAUACCUUGAAAACAGUCCUGGAGUUAUCCAAGCAGAUGAUAGCCGCCCAAAACGUACCCAAAGUCCUCCCUAAUCCGGGCUUUAAUGGUGCCUAUUAUCAGCCUAUUUUGCAGCCUGUUUUUGUUUCCCCGCAAGGCAAUCCCUUCCAGCAAUACUAUGGCAUGCCACCGCCCUUGAAUCCGCACUACAUGCAGCAAAAGAAGCCCAUGAUUGGAGGAGGUUCCUCAAGCAAUGGUUACAACAAGCCCAGCACCACCAUCAUACACAACAAUGUGAUACCAGUUCACUUAUCCAGCACAAGUUCAGGGGAAAAGGAGGUAUUGGAUACGUAUGGUCAUAGCUUAGGGGUAUAUCCCAGUAUGGAUAAGCAUGUGACUGCCAGUCAACCCAGUGGAAUGGAGUAUAUGACUACAGCCCGUCCGGUUUCCGUUACAACAGCUACUAGUACCUACUCCUCACAGUAUGGUUCUCAGUCUCCGUUUGCCAGUGAUUAUACCUUGACCACUCCCCGACCCUUUGAGCAGCAACCUUCAGCUGCCACAGUGGCCACAUACUUCACUCCAAGUCCUCAUUUGAAUGAACACAAUGCCAAUAGGGUUUACCAGCCAACAGAGUCCUAUCCCUCGAUGAAUAUGCCCAGACCCAUGGACAUGUUUCCAGGACAAAUUGAUGCGGAUAUGGUGAGCAUACGACCCAAUUCGCAAAAAAUCGAAAGCAUGGAGAUGGACGAAGAUAUGAUUAAGGCCAACUAUCAGAGUGCCUCUGGAAAUAGUAAUGCAAAUGGAAAUGGGAAUGGGAACACUCUUCCUCACGUACUGACCUACAGCAGCGACAUGAGCCAGCAAUUAGCACCUGGCAAUGGAUAUCUGGAGCAGAGUUAUAACCAUCAGCAGCACCAUCAUCACCCAUAUAUGCCCAGACCCAGACCAACGAUGAGCAGCAGUAUUUAUAGUGAUUCGGAUGGCAAUAUGGAGAUGAGCAUGUUUACCAGUGGUCCAAGUAUAAACUCCUUCAAGGGAGAUAACAUGAAAUAUCCGACGAGUAGCUCACCCAAUGGUCAGCUAGUAAAUUUCAAUGGCAACUUUAUUAGCCUGGAUGUCUUCCAGAAAUCCAUACUACCACUGAUGACCAAGUCAUCGUCCGCUUUGAACGAACUGGGUAAUGUGGAGGUAAUCACCUGUCAAGCAGGUGUAAGGCAGCCAAAUCAAACGGAUUGCACGCGAUAUUUCGUUUGUAGUAAAAAGGAUGGCAAGGUCCUAUCCUACUCCUGUCCCCCAUACACGGCUUUCAAUAAGCAAACUAGGAUUUGUGAUGCCACGACAUAUGCUCAGUGUGGUAAUGUGUUGCCUGCCUUUAGUGGAUAUACCAUAGAUAGUAAUCGAAGACUUCAGAUGGAGGCCAUCAAGAUGUUAAGUGAGGCAAAGAGAAGACAAGAGGCUGCCAUGAAAGCCCAAAGUUUAGCCAAUCUUCUCCAGCAAUUUGGUAGCACUCAGCCUGCAUCACCUGGUAUCUCUUCGAACAUAGAAAGCGAUCCCAGCGAUUCGUAUGUGGUUAACUUACCAGAAGUAAAUUUGGCCACCACAACUAGUAGACCCACCAUCAUCCAAAGUAGCAGUGGCUUGGGCAGUGGAUCGUCAACUACCGCAAAGAAGAGGAAAUACUACUGCAAGGAGGGCGACAAAAUCCCUGAUCAAACCUCCAUUUCCAGCUAUUUCGUUUGCUACAAGAAUGCUCAGGGCCAGAUGAAGGGCCACAAGAUGAGCUGCUCUAAGAGCCUGCUCUUCUGCCCCAAGACCCUCAUGUGCACUCUCGCCUCUAAAUGUACCGAUUAAUGUUAAAUUGUUGAGAAUUUUUCCACAUUUGCCACCUUAAGUCUUAAGUUACUUGUCUAGAUACUAAGUUAUUUAUUCUAGUUUUAAUCAAGACCAAAACGAGACCUAUUAAACUUUUGAAAACCCAGAAAAAAAAUAUAUAUGUGUUUUUGUUUUCUUUUUUGGGAAAGUUUCUCGUCUUAUUCUAGACCAAAUAAGACCUUGCCCU
Messenger RNA from Drosophila eugracilis, 3202 nucleotides. RefSeq lists its product as uncharacterized. The coding region runs from base 16 to 2994 and encodes 992 amino acids. Gene Ontology annotation, molecular function: chitin binding. Gene Ontology annotation, cellular component: extracellular region. The record is from RefSeq and is a predicted model, not a curated record. NCBI's taxonomy places the organism in Eukaryota, Metazoa, Arthropoda, Insecta, Diptera, Drosophilidae. The transcript has 2 exons.